AUGAACAGCCAAGCGCUAGCGACGCGAGUGGAGCGAUGCAUGAACGCAUCAGAGGACUAUUUAACGCUCUCGUCGGAAGAAGCGCAGCGGCUGGAAAACUUGGCGGAUUACGUGGUGGCCGACACUGUCGCCUACUACGACCGGUUCCGAUUCAGCGAAAAGCGCGUCGUCGAUCCAAGGAACUGGAAAGACGUUGGCCAUCGCGACAACCUGAUUGUCUACCGCGAGCGAUCGGGUUCGCGACCGACGUACCCCUCGAUUCGGUCAAUGGACGGAAGUCUGCAACUCAUUCCGUGCCGAUCGGCACCGUCUGUCAAGAUCGUCGGGAUGCUCCAGGGCACUUUGGACGACGAGAUGUACGGGUCUUUUAUCGACAGCGACGACGCCGUGAAGAUACGGAGUGUCUAUUCAAACGACUCGGCAAAAGACUUUCAUUGGCUCGCGACAAUCGUGGGGCCGACGCAGGCGAACCCGUUCCGCUUCUGCGGCGUCGCUCGAUGCACAAUGGGCGUGUCAGUGCCUCUGACCAAAAAACGCGGUGUCUGCGUCGUUGUGUCCAUGGGAAUGACCACAAAUACACGCGGAGAGCGCAUGGCGUACUACGUGUCGCAUUCCGUGAAUUUCGAAGAGUCUGCGACCGACCACGCAAGCAUUCGAGCAAAGUGCUCGCUCUGCUGGCUCAAGACGGAGCUACCGAAUGGCAAAGUCGAGUUGUACAUGAAAGGGUUUGCUGCGCCCAUGGGGAUCAUACCCGAGUUUGCAGCGUUCCCUGUCUUGGUCAAUUGCGUCUACGGCAUUGCAAUGACGAGUGACGCCGCGUACUCCAAGAAGCUCGCGUGGAUGAUCUAUGACGCCGGCAGGUCCGAGCACACGUCUCUCGCUCCACUGAUGGAUGAGUGCGUCGGACGAUGCAAAAACGCGUUCGGGGGCCCAAAAAGCAGUGCCAGCUUCCGACGGUGUCUUGUCUGUCGCAAAGCCAUCUGCAGUACAUGUCAAAUUGCCCGGAACAUCGUCGUGGACGUUGAAAAUGGACAGGUCAACAUGAAAAAGUGUAGUGUAUGCAUUCUGUGCAUGCACCAAGCCAAGUACUACAGUCCGCUGGCUUUUGCUCGACGUGAUGUGCGCUUGAAACGGUGGAAAAGCUUUGACGUCGCUCACACGUCGACCACUAGCAGCAGCGGCCACGACGUCGUGCUCAUAGCAAGUCCGGACCGUUUCUUCUAUAAAACACGUUGA
Hyaloperonospora brassicae is the source of this 1236-nucleotide messenger RNA. The record is from the annotation of a GenBank genome assembly. Lineage: Eukaryota; Oomycota; Peronosporomycetes; Peronosporales; Peronosporaceae.